UUCAAAUCAGACAAAAUGAUGAAAUUGGUGCUGAUUUAUGCUUUAAUGAUAGCAGUAGCUUCAGCUGUGUCACCUUUAGCGCUACUCCGAUACCCAACCAAGCCACCAGUAUUGUCCCCAGUACCAUCAUAUAAUGUCUACGCUGCCCAGCCAGGAAAAGUCAUCGCAAUUCUUCGUCAAGAGAGUGACAUUUCCCCAGAUGGUAGUUAUCAGUAUGCAUAUGACACAGAAAAUGGUAUAUCCGCCCAAGAAUCUGGUAGCUUGUCAGGUUCUGGUCCUGAUGCAGCUAUCGCUGCCACCGGAUCUUAUCAGUACACCGCUCCAGAUGGUACUCCAGUCCAGAUAUCUUACGUGGCUGAUCAAAAUGGAUUCCAACCUGCUGGCAAUGUGUUGCCUACCUCUCCACCAGUCCCUGAAGCCAUACUGAGAUCUCUAGCAUACAUCGCAGCACAUCCCCAGUCUCAGGGCACCAGCGCUCCCGUAAAGAAAUAUUUUAAGUAAAUU
Molecule: messenger RNA, 504 nt
Organism: Anoplophora glabripennis (Asian longhorned beetle)
Lineage: Eukaryota; Metazoa; Arthropoda; Insecta; Coleoptera; Cerambycidae
Product: endocuticle structural glycoprotein SgAbd-4-like
Exons: 3
Coding region: 16-501 (161 amino acids)
Cellular component (GO): chitin-based extracellular matrix
Molecular function (GO): structural constituent of chitin-based larval cuticle
Source: RefSeq, a predicted model, not a curated record